UCUGUACGCACAAGCAGGCUCGAAGUUACAUUCUGAAAGUACAUGAAUCACUCAGAAUAGGAUCAAUGCUUCAUUCCACCAAUAUGUAUUCUAUGCUUUCGAAACCAGCUAUGACGACAUGAAGCAGCAUCGCAUGAAAUGUUCCAAGACCACCAGCAACCUCCAUCUACUCAGACCCAUCUGCUCAAAAGUACUGCACAGCGUGUAUGCCUCCGAAGAAGAAGAAGGUGCAAGCUACAGAAGCUGAAGAUCUUAAAACGGAGGAAGGAGACGCCGUAGCUAGUCCUGCUCCAACACGGAAAGCACGAGCAGCAAAGAGCAAAGCUACACAAUCUCUGUCUGCCGCUGCCGAAGAAGAGUCUGGUGAAGAAGAGCAAGCUGAGCCAAAGGCAGCAUCUACUAGUCAGUCGAAGCGGAAGGCCAAAACUGAAAAGGCGGAAGACUUGCAACCAGUUACCCGCGAGGGAGAUGCUGACACAACUGCAACGCCUGUCAAAAAGAAGGCCAAGCGCCAGCCCAAAGUUGCUGAACCAGAAGAACCUCUCAAGAUGCGUACAACGACAGCAAAGAUGCUUGUCGGAGCACAUGUUAGCAUGGCGAAGGCCAUUGGCAACGCUGUCACCAAUGCUAAUCACAUUGGAGCAAGUUCAUUUGCCCUCUUCCUCAAAAAUCAACGCAAGUGGGAAUCUCCUGCUAUGAAGCCAGAGGAUGCAGCAGAUUUCAGAGAUCGAAUGGUCAAAUUUGGCUAUGAUCCCAAGCGUGAUGUGUUGCCUCAUGGAAGCUAUUUGAUCAAUCUUGCCAAUGAUGACAAAGACAAACAGCAACAGGCAUACUCGUGCUUCCUCGAUGACCUGCAUCGCUGCGAAGAGCUUGGCAUCAAUAGAUACAAUUUUCAUCCUGGAAGUACGGCAUCGAGUUCGCGGGAGAAGGGCAUAGCCAAUUUGACCGGGCGCCUGAACCAAGCCAUCAAGGAGACUCAAUUCGUUACAAUCGUUGUUGAGAAUAUGGCCGGCCACGGAAAUAUCAUCGGGGGGCCGCUUGAAGAGCUGGCAGACAUCAUAUCCCAGAUCGAAGACAAAUCUCGCAUUGGCGUGUGCUUGGAUACAUGCCAUCUGUUUGCUGCUGGCCACGACUUGCGUACGCAGGAGGCAUACGACACGCUCAUGGGCAAGUUUGAUAGGCUCGUUGGCUUCAAGUACUUGCGCGGAAUGCAUCUGAAUGACUCAAAGGCAGAUCUAGGCGCAAACAAGGACUUGCACCAAAAUAUUGGCCAGGGUUAUCUCGGUCUCGAGGCUUUCAGAUGUCUGAUGAACGACAAGAGGCUUGAAGGCAUCCCGCUUGUUCUCGAGACGCCUUGCGAAGACUUGAACAACAAGGUUGAUCAAGCUAUCUGGGCGACAGAAAUCAAGCUCCUGGAAUGGCUUGUCGGGAAGCCAGCUGACGACAAAGAAGUUGUAGCCAAGGCAAAAGAGCUGCAAGCUCUGGGAGCUGCAGAUCGAGAAAAGGCUGUGAUUGCAGCACAGAAGAAGGCCGCCAAGGCAUCGACACCGAAGAAGAAAAAGGGCAAGACGGCUGCGCUAAGUGAACUGGACAGCGACUAAGGCGAGGACUUUGCUACCAAAUCCCGAUUGGUUUCAAAGUGUUCCUUUUCAAUAGCGUGAUCUUCGAAAGCAAUGUCAUUGACAACUGUGCCUUUCUUGAACCACUGAAACGAGAGAUCGUUAAAGACAUUGUUGUGCUCAAAGUUGGUCGGCAGCUGAGCCUGAGAGAGCAGCGGACCAGCAGCCAGGAUGCAAGGUGACUCAUCGUUAAGCUUCUUUGUCGAGUAGAUGUCUGGAUAAUGAGUCAGAUCGUUCCCCAGGAGGACGAUCCUGCUGAUGUUUGACGCCGUCCAGAAAUUGCGAAGAAUCGUCUCAUACACAGAUUUGGGUACAUGCGGUGCAAAUAUAAGCAUGGUCGUGUUUUCUUCAAUAGCGUCGAUAGCCUUGCUGUAGCAAAGGCCUUGUGCGACCGACACAGGCUUCAAGGCUAAUUUCCCAAGCAGU
Messenger RNA from Protomyces lactucae-debilis, 2045 nucleotides. RefSeq names its product xylose isomerase-like protein. The coding region runs from base 207 to 1601 and encodes 464 amino acids. Lineage: Eukaryota; Fungi; Ascomycota; Taphrinomycetes; Taphrinales; Protomycetaceae. The transcript has a single exon. Gene Ontology annotation, biological process: base-excision repair. The record is from RefSeq and is a predicted model, not a curated record. Gene Ontology annotation, cellular component: nucleus; mitochondrion. Gene Ontology annotation, molecular function: zinc ion binding; DNA-(apurinic or apyrimidinic site) endonuclease activity; DNA binding.